This is a messenger RNA of Melanaphis sacchari, 717 nucleotides long. RefSeq lists its product as uncharacterized. Lineage: Eukaryota; Metazoa; Arthropoda; Insecta; Hemiptera; Aphididae. Gene Ontology annotation, biological process: regulation of synaptic transmission, cholinergic; sleep; positive regulation of voltage-gated potassium channel activity. The transcript has a single exon. Bases 178 to 642 code for a protein of 154 amino acids. The record is from RefSeq and is a predicted model, not a curated record.
UAAAUUAUAAUAAGAAAUGCAUGCACGCGUCUAAGCGUCCUUAUCCUAUACCUAUCUUACAUCCUUAAGCGUUAUUUUACCUGUUGCAUUGAGAGUGAAAGUGAAAGUGUGUAUAUGGCAUAACAAUUGUAGUACAACAGUUCAAUAUUAGUUCGUCAGUCAUUAACAAACUGCACUAUGAGCAAUAAGUCAAUUGUAAUAAUACUCUUAGUGUCAAUACUGAUAAACUUUUCCGACAGCGUUGUGAAACGAUGUUUCAGUUGCCGUUCCCGUGGCGAUUUAGGAAGCUGUAAGGAUCGAUUUAAAUACACCAACCUCACACAGAUCAGCUUAGAACCCGGUAUUGGAGUGGAAGCUGUGCCUUGUGCCUCGGGAUGGUGUGGGAAAAUAAUUGAGACACGAAAUUCUGAUGCCAAAGAACAAGAAUUCGACACUGCUACACAAAGGACGUGUUUACAAAGAGGACCUUCAGACGGAGAAGAACGUUGCGAUGAUACUAUGUGGGAGUAUAAAAAAGUUUUCAUGUGUUUUUGUCACGGUGAUCUCUGUAAUAAUGCACCCACAGUUUCCAAAAGUUUUAACUUCUAUACUUUAACGUUAACUCUUGUAAUCCCUAUCAUAUUUACUCAAUUGCUCAUUUGAUAGGUAUUUUAAUAAUAAAUAAGUGAUUUCCAAAACUAACUCGUAAAAUAUUUUAAAAAAAUAUUACGUGUAAAU